Vicia villosa (hairy vetch) is the source of this 881-nucleotide messenger RNA. RefSeq names its product protein cornichon homolog 4-like. Bases 110 to 523 code for a protein of 137 amino acids. The transcript is spliced from 4 exons. The record is from RefSeq and is a predicted model, not a curated record. Gene Ontology annotation, biological process: vesicle-mediated transport. NCBI's taxonomy places the organism in Eukaryota, Viridiplantae, Streptophyta, Magnoliopsida, Fabales, Fabaceae.
AAGGCGCGGUCGCUCCGCACGUGGUGUGGGUAGUUACUGCUGUGAUCGUGAAUUUUGAAGAAAAGGGACAGAGCGUGGAAGGAGAUAGCGAGAGAGUGAGAGAAGGAGCAUGGCCGAUCUAUUUGGAUGGCUCAUCUCCUUCUUCCUCCUCGUCGCCUUACUCGUCCUCGUCACUUACCAGCUAAUGUGCCUCGCAGACCUAGAAUUUGAUUAUAUAAAUCCUUACGACUUCGCGUCGCGAAUUAAUUCUGUGGUUCUGGUUGAAUUUGUUCUUCAAGGUGUCCUUUGCUGCUUCUACCUUGUUACUGGCCAUUGGUUUAUGUCAUUGUUGUGCGUUCCUUAUCUAUACUUCAAUAUCAGAUUGUAUAGACAAAAAAAGCAUUUAAUUGAUGUUACAGAGAUAUUCAGCAUGCUCUCAUGGGAAAAGAAGCAACGACUCGUCAAACUCUUCUAUCUUGUUAUAACCCUUUUCCUCUCUGUAUUUUGGCUGAUCUAUACAACAUUGGAUGAGCAUGAUGCGUAAUUGCAGUGGAUACUUGUUUUGUGGAGUGCUUUCUGAAAGUGACCUCCACAGUUAAUUUCCAGAUGUCUGUGGUAGGGUGCAUUUUCGUUGACACUAACUGUAUUUUUGGGGCAGAAUUGCAACUGCAAGCUUGUUUUGAUAUUUUGUCAGUUAGAUAUCUUUAUAUAGGGCUAGCAUUUUAUGCUUAUCUUAUUCAUGAUAUUAUGUAUAUGGGUAAGGAGCUAAAGGCAUCAAAAGGAAGGUGCUGGUGGCUGAUGAGGGGUUUGGAUUAUUUGCAUAGUGUUGUUGGUUCAUACCUGGAAUUGUACCAAAGAGAUUAUGUAUUUAUUUAUAAUGAAGUUGUUUACCAAACUUUGUA